UCUAUUUGGUCCGUUGAAGGUUUGAAAUCCAAAACAGCGGACACUGUAGGGAGUAUUGUCCAUUAACAGCAUAGUAGAAGUAUAUAAGUAGAACUAUAUAAGUAGACACGUAAAACGAUUAUUUUUUUCUGUGGUACUGAACGAUGCCUUGUUACUGGAUCUGAAUCUUAUCUACAAAGGGUCACUGGUCAAACUAAUAACCAUAAAAAAAAAGAAACCAGCUCUAUCCAAAGAGGAAGAGGAUUCGUUUAAAAAAAACAACAAACAAACAAACAAGCUAAAUCAUGUUCAGAAUCAUAGCCAACUUCCUCUUUGGAGACGAAGAUAAACCCCUUGAAGAUAUUAAGUCUGUGGAAGUGGAAGAUGAGGAGUGGCAUGUUGUUAGCCACCAAGAGGCAGUUGCAGAUGAACACCAAAAGGCGGCGCUGUUGGAACAUCAACCAAAGUCAGCUGUUUUUGAUUCAUCUAAUGUACAGGAUGCAGAUAACAGUGUAAUCUCAUCAGAAACUUUGGAUCAAACUAAGGAAAAAAUUACAAAUCAAGCAUUCCCUGGUGUCAGUCUACCUAAAGUGGUUGCUCAUGUGACUGAGGCUGCGUGUAUGCAGAGAGCAAAAGCCUGGGGUGAUCGGCAUAACUCCUCUCGUAAAGCUGUGCAGCGUCAGAACCGCCUCCAACACAGGGUCCAGCAGCAGGCCCUCCAUCUGCACCAGCCAGUUCACCGCAACAUGUACCAUUGAGGAGAGUCAAGCACCUCUUGUCUACUUUUAGUGAUAUUUAUCAACUUUAAUUAAGCACCACCUAUAAAUACUUUUUACAGUUAUUCAUAUUUAACAUAAUAUUUGAUGUAGCAUUAUCUUGAACUGUAACUGUAAUAUAGCUAUACCUCAUAUUUUAUAAUACAAGUUUGGAAUAGUUAAGUGGAUGACUAGGAAAAUCUAUGCCAAGUUCUUCAGCAUCAUUAUGUACUGUAUGGAAUAACUAGUUAUGAACGAAUAAAAGUUUGUAUUUUGCAUAAUUCACUAUUUAGUAUAUGUAUUUUACCGUUGAUGGGUGAAAGCAAGCCUGUAUAAUACAAAUGGUCUGAUGUGGGUUGUCUCCUUGGGUAAGACAUUUAACCCAUCCUGCCUGCAGAAUCUCUGUAUACUUAUGCAUCAUUAAUUUCACUGAAUUGGAGACAGAGUCCUUGAGCACUUGACCAGCCCGCCAACACUUGGUCAUUCACUUAAGUUAUUUACCACAUGUAGUACAGGUUGAAAUGAGUUUCCUCCACAGGGUGGCUGGGCGCUCACUUAGAGAUAAGGUGAGGAGUUCAGUCACACAGGAAGAAAUCGGAGUAGAGCCACUGCUCCACCUUGAGAGGAGUCAGCUGAGGUAGCUCAGGCAUAUGUUCCAAACGCCUGUGGGGAGGUGCUCUGGGCAUGACCCAUUGGGAGGAGGCCCCGGGAAAGACCCAGGACACGCUAGAGAGACUGCUGCUCCCUCAACUCGGCCUCAGAUAAGUGGAAGAGAAUAGAUGGAUAAUACAGGUCUUCAAGGCAAUAUUUAGAAUCAGAAGUACUUCAUUAGUGCCACAGUACAAUUUGCAGUUGUGUAAUGUUCUCACAAGUGAGACACUAAUAAUCUGUCUGAUUUAUAACCUGAACGUCUCGUUUUCUUUGAUGGCUGUUAGUGUUAGUCAUGGGGACCCACAAGGAUUUUCACAUCUUUGGUCAGACCCUAUAAGCUUCAUAUAUUGUAAGUAUUUAGUGUCAGUGUCAUAAAGAUUGUUCAUCACAUAUGGAUGUGUGGUAUGCUGUCACUGCCUUAUCAUUGUAUGGGGAACAUGACACAGUCACUUUACUUCCUGUUAAAACUGAACAAAAGUGAAUGAAGUCCUCAGAAGCAUUAAAUCAGGAAUACCUUCUGGUGGAAGGUCCAUCAGGUCCACCUGCUACUGUCCAUGUAGAUGUUAUUGCUUUGCCUGGAUUGUUCCAAAGUGGCUUUGCAUUUACCAAGGCAAAUGAAGCCAUCAGGCUAAGUUGCAGGUCAGAUCUUUAUAUUGUAACAUUUCAUCUACAACAAUAAUAAGGAGAUAAUGGAGACAAAGGUGAUGUGCUCCCCCACCAUAAAAAGUUACUUAUGUUAAAACAGUUAAAAUGUAUUAGAAGAAUGACCAAUGUUUACUUGUUCAUGUGGCAGAAGAUGUGGCAAUAAAUGACAUCUCCACCUCUCUCUAAGAACUCUUUCAGUCGCAUUACCUUUAUGUAACAUGCGGGUACAAGUGUUAUUCAAAAUAAAACUCACUGUCAUGACACAUGUCCAAUCAUACUCAUCUGCUACUGCUCAAAAGGAUAAGAGCCAGAGGUAUUUUGUGCAGAACAUCAGAAAUGUUAUCUAGGCUAUAUCUCACUGUACUGUAUUGUUCUAAGUAGCAUUUUCAAGGAUACUGUCGCAGUUAAGAUUGCUGUCAGCCCUAUGCGUGCCACUGUACUGAUAAGUCUCUUCAACCAGAAUGUGUUAAUCUUAUCCCUUUUAUUGAGGAGAAAAAACAUAAAGUUCUAGUUAUUUGGAAGUGGAGAUGAGACACAAUUGUAGUGUUUAUGCUGACUGAGAGGACGCAGUCAGUGUGCAGAAAUGAAGGCUGUUACAUAAAGCUGAUUUAAAGUGCAGAUAUGGUAAGGUGCAUACCAGGUGCUUCUCAGAGUAGGACAUGUCACAUGCAUUGUCUGUGGACACAUAAACAUGUCACUCAAGACUGGACCAGCAGGCUACUGGUUACUACAAACUUGGGAUACACAUUGGGUGUGCUAUCUAAAUAUAUUUGAACAGUUUCUAUACGGUGAUAUAACUGUUAGCCAUUGUGUGUUACAUUUAUUGAUUUGCUGAAACCAAAUAAACCAUUUUAAACCACUAUCUCUGUACGAUGUCGCUGUGAACAACCAUGCUGGGUUUAGGUGAUCACCAAUAGGUGGCUGUGGAGUCAGAUUCACUCAGUGGGCCUUUACUGUGAUAAAAAGUGAGUGAAUAGUCAUUCUUUGCAGGAGCAGGUGUGAGUUUGAGAAUCUAAAAUAAAAAGUCAGUCCUGGCAGGUCUGUGUAGUGCCAUCUUACAUGAGUGCAUUUGGUAAUAAGUAAUGUGUUCUGCUUAUGCUCAUUCUAGGCUACAUUUUUAAUAUGCUCAUUUAGUGAGUGAGUUAGAGAGACAACAACUCACUUUAUUAAUGUAUGCUUUGUAAACUGUGAACUGAUUACAUUAUUUUGAUUGCCCUACCCUCAUAAGCAGGGGCAUUGUGUAAUGGUGAAUUUGUCUGACGUGACUAGAGAAAGGAGAGCUGCAGGGGGCGUGGCCGGUCACACACACAGGGCGUGGCCGGUCACGCACAGGUCACUAUUUAACUCCGCAUAGUGUUUACACCUCCCAGAGUUUCCACCAUCAUCAGACAGUCACUUCCUUCAGUGCUACUGCUCUGCACCAUGUAGCUUCAGUUGAAUAAGAAGUAACAAACUUUUGAACAUUAAAGAAAGAUUUGUCUCGAGCACUUUUCGUCACCUGAAUCAUAUCGGCACCGGAGAGUGUGUUUUUAUUACACCGUGCACACAGGUUACCUAUUUUACAAGCUCUAACCCAGUCGAACACAUCCAGGUGAUAUGGAGCCUGUUGUAAAGGAAAAGUUUUUCAUUGUUAUCCGAGGAAAGUCUAGGAAAGGCUUUUGCAGAGGGGGCAUUGGCCGUGUGGAGGGCGAGCUGCAGAAUGGCGAGCUGAUGGCAGUACAGUUUUGUGGCAGUAGCAACAGUGGCAAUUCAAAGAGUGGGGGCAUUGUGAAGAAAGAGGACACAUAUCCCCUGACACGCCACCAGGCUCAGCUACUGCUCUUUGUCUCAUCCACAAGCAAGCGCCUUGAACUGCUGUGCAACCCUCAGCUCUUCUCUGCCAUUUGUGAACUUUCACAUGAGGACCUUGUUGUGGUCAGGCACAAGAAGGGACAUGUACCUGGGCUGGUGAAGAACCUCAUGCAGAUUGGGAGAAAUGACAGCCAGGAAGACCUGUACAUGCUUGGCUUUGAGGUGGAAAUUUUGGACACUGACCACAAUUUUGCCUCAAAAAAACCCGUUCCUCCUCCUUUGUUCAGUGCGGCAGAUAUUGUUCAGGUCGUCCCAUCGCACUCUGUCUCCCUUGGAGUUCAGUGGAAGGAGGGUCAAAACCACAGACCUGUAAGUCGUGUCAACUCUACGUCAAGCAUAGGAUCUUUUGGUCAACAAGUAAACCGCAGGCAACCAGGAAGUGAAAGCAUCCCCCAAGUUCCUCUGGAGCUGGGCUCUCUGGUGGAGGUCCAAUCAAACUCUGGAGUCACUGUGUAUGGAGUCAUCCGCUGGAUAGGUGCUCUCGAAGGGAAGACCGGUGAAUGGGCUGGUAUUGAAUUGGACUAUGAUGUUAAAGGUUGUUCUGAUGGUACAUAUGGAGGCAAGAGAUUUUUCACCUGCACUGGAAACAAGGCUCUGUUCAUUCCAAAGACAAAGUGCCAUCCUGACAGUAGAUUUGGUUCAUGUGGGGAGAGUGUGGGCUCCAGAACAGAGAAAACACCAGUCCCUCCCUUUGAAGAGUCUGAGGAUCAUGUACCACCUCUCACAGAAUCUGAGGCUUUCUCUUUACUUGUUGGAAAGAUGAAGGGGAUUCAGGGCCACUUUAAUUCAUGCUACCUCGAUGCCACUCUCUUCAGUUUAUUCUGCUCGUCCCUGGUUCUGGACAGACUCUUUCAAAAGCCUCUUGACAUUGAGCCACCAACAACAUGCACUUUGAGGAAAAUCAUCAAUCGUUUACGCAGGCAAGGAUUUGUUCCUGCUGAGAGUGUGAUGAGUUUUCGUAAACAGCUUGGGUGUGACACUUUCAGUACAGAGGAAAAAGACCCAGAGGAGUUCAUCACUGUCCUUUUUCAGAAGGUGCUAUGCAUCGAACCUUUGCUUAAACUCAGAUCUAGAGGAGAGACUUUCCAGGACACCUACACAUUCCAGAUAUUUUUGGAAAAAGAACAAAUGUGUCCCGUGCCAACUGUCCAGCAGCUCCUUGACACCUCCUGUUUAUCCAGUAAUUUGAAGUUUGAAGUGGUGCCAUCAUGUCUCAUGGUACAGAUGCCCAGGUUUGGCAGCAAAUACAAGAUGUUUUCAUACAUCAUCCCCUCAGUAGAGCUCGACAUCACCGAUCUUCUUUAUAAUUGUCCGAGGGAAUGUUUUCUCUGUGGAUGCUUGGCAGAGUUUGAGUGUUUGCAGUGUCUACCAGAUCGUAAGUUGCACCCAGGAAGAAUCAAACAGUUCUGUGCUACCUGCAAUACACAGGUGCAUAACCAUCCCACACGACAAGGCCAUUCCCCGACACCACUAGUGGUCUCAACAAGCACAACCCCUGAUGCUCCAAUGCCUAGACAUACUAUGCAGCUGUUUGCAGUUCUGUGUAUUCAGACCAGCCAUUAUGUGUCAUUUGUCAAAUGUGGCUCAGACCCCAAGUCAUGGCUCUUUUUUGAUAGCAUGGCAGACAGAUGUGGUAAUGAUCAAAGUGGAUACAACAUUCCAGAGGUCUGUGCCUGUCCAGAACUGGGCGACUUUCUAUCUCAGUCAGAGGAGGAGCUGACUUGUACCAACCCUUCUCAGGUCCCUGAACUUGUGAGGAGGCUGUUAUGUGACUCUUACAUGUUGUUGUACCAGAAGAACCCAGUUGAGCCGCUCCCUGUGUCAGAGCAGCAGCAGCAGCAACAUUAAAUACAUGACAGAAUGUGUCCCCAGAACAGCUCUGUAGAAGUCCUUUUAUAACCAAGAGUUAAAAUGGUUGUUAUCAUAUUGUAACAACUGAUCUGCAAUGUAGCUCAAAGUUACAUGUUUUUGUUACUGUUACUGCUUAUUUAAGAAGUUGUAGAUGAAUAAUGUAAUGUGAGUUUAUUUAAUAAAUGUAAUAAGUGUU
Molecule: messenger RNA, 5928 nt
Organism: Boleophthalmus pectinirostris (great blue-spotted mudskipper)
Lineage: Eukaryota; Metazoa; Chordata; Actinopteri; Gobiiformes; Gobiidae
Gene: cyld2
Product: cylindromatosis (turban tumor syndrome), b
Exons: 17
Coding region: 3627-5729 (700 amino acids)
Biological process (GO): protein K63-linked deubiquitination
Cellular component (GO): cytosol
Molecular function (GO): K63-linked deubiquitinase activity; cysteine-type deubiquitinase activity
Source: RefSeq, a predicted model, not a curated record